Molecule: messenger RNA, 813 nt
Organism: Aureobasidium uvarum
Lineage: Eukaryota; Fungi; Ascomycota; Dothideomycetes; Dothideales; Saccotheciaceae
Source: the annotation of a GenBank genome assembly
AGACUCGUCCGCUUCCUGGCCAAAGAUGGCAAGACAUAUUAUGGCGAUGCACUCGUGCCAUCUGGAGCCAACGACUUGACAAGAGUGGCUCAGGCCAAGGUUAUACAAGGCACACCAUGGGGACAAUAUCAGGUUACUGAGCGUGUAGCUGAUGUGCAGAAGCUCCUUGCACCACUCGCCCGGGAGGACAUCAGGACUGUCCGCUGCCUCGGCCUGAACUACGAGCAGCAUGCCAUCGAACCUGUCACUGCAGUCACAGGGCCGUUCGACAAGAUCCCUGUCUGCGCAGCUGCUCAAGAAGGCGAAGGUCUCGACUACGAGUGCGAAUUGGUCGCUGUGAUUGGAAAAGAGGGCUCAAGCAUUUCCGAAUCCCAGGCACUUUCGCACGUGGCAGGAUAUGCUGUAGGAAAUGACGUCUCGCACCGUGACUGGCAACUCAAGCGCGGUGGUGGUCAGUGGGGUCUGGGUAAAGGCUUCGAUAAAUGGGCGCCCUUCGGUCCUGCCAUUGUCAGCACCAAACUCAUCCCAGACCCGCAAAAUCUGAGGAUCACGACCAAGGUCAAUGGCAAGACUGUCCAAGAUAGCAACACGGGAGAUAUGAUUUUCGGGAUCGCCAAGACUAUCAGCAUCCUGAGUCAAGGUACCACUUUGUUGCCUGGAGAUCUGAUCUUCACUGGAACUCCGCAGGGCGUUGGUAUGGGCCGCAAGCCUCAGGUUUGGCUGAAAGAUGGAGACGUGGUUGAAGUCAAUCUCGAGGGCGUGGGCAGCUGUAUCAACAGGGUCGAGUUUGAAAAGACAAAGGCCAAACUGUGA